GACCUUUCACUUCACCCGAUAAAAAUUUCUGUAGUUUUGUUGUUAGUUGUUGAAUGAUUUUGGAUCUGACAGAAGCGUAUACAUGUGUGUUUAUUCAGCAUAAUUGUGGGGUUACACAGGCUUUUGGAAAGAAAACACGAAGACGUAUUUAUAAACAUGCAGAGACGAAUAAUUUAUCGCUUGCUUGUUAAAAAACGUGUUAUUAAUGUACAUUGAAGGUUGGAAUAAAUGUACAUGAUAGUGACAGAAAAUUCAACAAAAUGACUAGAGAUGUCUUGCAUCAAAGAAUUGGUUUGGUUUAAUGUCACAAACAAUGAUUUUAUGGUUUAUGUGGACAACGUUGGCCCUACUAUGAUUCUAUUUCAAAAUUUUUUAAUUAUUUUCAAGGGUUGAUAUACAAAAGAUAUGUGCUUGUAAAUAGUCAACAAUAACAUCUGUAUCUCUCUUGUUUCAGGCAAACGUAUUGCAUUGAGAAGAAAACAUAAGGCAUACACAAAUAAAGCUAAACUUGAUAAAAGUGUAUCCUUAGUGUCUCUAAAAAAGUCAAACAGUAAAAAUGAAAAAAUUUGUAUCAAAGAGAAUUCUUCUGGAAGAAACAUUUCUAACUAUUUAGGUAAGAAACUAAGGAAUUCAUGUGAAGAUAAUUUUAUAUCUUUGAAUUUAAGAAAUGUAUCCCCUGUAGAUAACAAGCAAAAUCAUGAAGAGGUUAAAAAUCAAUCGAGUUUGGGAAAAAGUGAAAUUACAAAAAAAAAGAUGCCAGAUAAGGUUCAAGAUGAAAAAUUGCUUGUAUCACCAAUAGUUCUUUUGGAAAUAUUGUCUGAAGAUCGAAUAAAGAAAACUACUGUUUUUGAGAAAAUCAAUGUUCCAAGUGUAACCAAUAGUGCUAGCAUUGGUACUACAAAAAAAUCUAGUCAUAGAAAUUUAAGAAAAUAUGUUCGUAAUAAGGCUGAAAUUCAAGAUAUUUUUGAUAAACAAAUCUGUAUUAGCAAACUAGGAUCAAAUGCAAAUGAAAAACAAAAACUUGCAAAUAAAUCAAUUGGCAAAUCAUCAACAAGAUUCGAACUGAAAAUAUCACAUAAUCCGGUAUUGGAUGAACGAAUAAAUAAUGAAGACACUGAUGAUCCAAAAGUUAAAUUAAAGAAUAAUGAAGUAUUUAAUGUAAAAGAAACAUUAUGUCCUGUGAAUAAAAAUGUGGAAUGUGACACUAAAAAGGAAAGGCAUUUAAAACAACAAAUAGAAGAUAAACAAGAAUAUUUUAAUCAAUCAACAACUAACAUUCAAGAAAAUUCUACUCAUAGAACAAAUGCAAAGAUUUCAAUAAAUUGUGAUGAACAAAAAAAUUGCAAAGAUAAGCAUAUGCCUACUGUAAAUGAAAUUAUAAAAGAUUUUACGAAAGAUGAACAAAUUAUAUUUGAAAAAAAAUGUGCAAUUGAUUCAACUUUAAGUGAGAAAAGUCAAAAUUUGAAUGAAUGUUUUACAGAAUAUGAGUUAUGCAUAAAUAAGUUAAACAAAGAUUUACUUGACUCAAAAGUAAACAAUGAGACCAGUAUUAUUGAUGACAAAUCAAUUGAAAGUCAUGGAAAUGAACAAAUAGGAGAAGAAGUAAUUUCAGAUAAUGUUGUAAAUGAUACUUGUAAUGAUGAUGAAGAUGACGAAGAGAUAAUAUUUUACUAUAUAAAUUCCGCCAAUGAAGUAGUGAAAAAGGUUGAUGUAAACAGAAAAAGUUCCAGUAAAAUAGAAAAAAUAAAAGAUGAUAAAGUCAUGUGUAGUAUUCUACCUGCAGUUGAUAAUUGUCUACAAAAUAUCAGUAUAAGUCAACCUGCAAUAAAUAACAGCAAAGUAAUUAUUAAUGUUGAAAACCAAAACGAGAAAGAUGGAUCUAAAAAAACAAUUAAUACUGAUAAAAUCGUAUUAACUACAGAAGAAAAAGAUGUUACUACUGCUCAGUCUAAAUUAAGUGUAAAAAAUAAAACUUUAGAUGAUAAAGUGGCAAAGAUGGAGAAACCUAAGAUUAUAGACAUUUAUCAGCCUACUAUUAAUAAAAAAAAUGAAAAUAUGGAAGUUAAUGUACGUGAAACUAUUGCAAAUGAUGAUUCUAUUGAUAUUAUUCAGCCAAUAAAUACUAAUAGUGUUGCAAAAAUUAUUGUUAACCAAACUGUAAAUACUACAAAAGAUAAGACUAUUAUUAAUAAUGAAACGUUUACUAGAGAAAAAGAGAGAACGAUUAAUUUAAGCCAGCCUACAAUAGUUAAAAAAUCUAACCUUGUCAAUAUUAACCUCCCUAUAGUCGUUGAUAAUAGUGAAAAUAUGGAAGUAGAGCACUGUGUAGUUAUUGAAAAGGAUCAAGGUAAAAACGUUUAUCAGUCUGAAGUUAUUGAUAAAACCGAUGCCAUCAACAAUGAAAAACCAACAGUACACAAAAAAGAUGCAGUAGUAACUAUUAAUCAACCUGUAAAUACUACGAAAAAUAUUAAAAUGAUCAAAGAGACUAUAGUAAGAGAAGGCGAAAUUAAUUAUACUAAUUCACCUGCAACUAUUGACAAAGCUAAAACCAUCAAUCUGAAAAAACCUGUAAUUUCUAAUGUAGGUGAAAAUAUUGAUGUUAAUCAGCUUGUAACUACUGAAAAUAAUGAAAUUUUAAAUAUCGAUCAGUCAGUAUAUACUGAAAAGUAUGAAACUCUUAAUACAAGUCAGGCUAUGGCUACUAAGAAAAACGUCUUAGAAAAAUAUCGGCUCAUUAUUGAAAAAAAUGAAAAUUUAAAAUUCAAACAGUCUGCAGUAAAUGAAAGAACUGAUAGCAUCGAGAUCAAUCACAUUGCAGUCACUGAAAAAGAUAAAACUAAUACUCUUUAUAAACUUGUGAAUACUGAAAAAGACAAAUGCAUAACAAUUGAAUCUAUAACUUCCGAAAGUGAUGAAAUUCCAAUUGUCGGCCAGCAUAUGGCUUCUGGAAAAGAUAUAAAGAUGAAAGCCAAUAAGCCUUUGAUUACAGAAAAUGAAGAAAAUACGAACUUCAAUCGGUCUUUGAUUAUCGAGCCUGAAAAAAAUAUAUACAUCAAUCAAUCUUCGAUUAUCGAAAAUGAGAAAAAUACAAGUUCCAAUCAGCUGGUAAACGACGAAAAUAUUAUAUGUAUUGAAAUAGAUCAACCACCAAUCACUCAGCAAAAUAAGAUCAUAAGCACUAAGAAACUUACAAGUGUUGAAACAAACCCCUCUACAGUUAAUGAAACUGACUUGGUUGAUAUAAUUAAAGUUGAGGAAAUAGCGAAAGUUGGAACUGAUCAAAUUGCUGAUGAUGUGAAUUUACACAAAAUUAAUGGAGAUAUUACAGGUGAAAAUAUUAUGAGUGAAAAUAUUAAAGUUGAAGUUGUGGAUAUUCCAGAAGACAACAUUGAUACCGAAAUUUAUUUAAUUAAUGAUGCAAUAAGCAAUCAAAAUACAUCAAUAAAUGCAGUAUCGACACAGGAUAUCAGAGAAUCUGACACAUUAACAGCAUCAGAAGAUGAGAGAAAUGACGCAUCUAUUCGAGCGUACGAUAACGAUGAGAAUAACCAUGAACAACAGGAGGAUUCUGCGCUUGAUAGUGAAAGUACAAACGACGAAUCAAUGGAUAGAAGUAAAGCUAUGUUUAUCAAUUUUAUGGAAGCCUAUCAGAGAAUGAAAAGGGAUAUAGCCGUAAAUAGCCUGCUUUCAUUAAACGGAGCAUUCAACGACGCCAACUAUGCUGAUAUAGGCUCCGAAAUAUUGCACAUUUCCGAUAAUUCUGAUAAUGAAGACACGGUUGUAGAACAAGAGAAAGAAGAUAUAUUAGCUAUUCAGAAACCAAGUACUGUAGCUGCAGUAACUCCUGUUCUCUCUAUAAAUCCGGUAAAUUCUGUGAAUCUUGUAAAUCCAAUUAGACGUAAAAUUUUAUUACCUAAUGGAGGAGCAGUGAUAAGCGCUUCAAAACUUUAUGGAUGCGGCGAUGGAAUCUCGGUCAAGGAGGGAAAUGAACGUUCGUUUCCGUGUCCGAAAUGUGCUCGAGUUUACAAAGGGGAAACCACUUACAGGAAACAUAAGAAAAGGUGCACUGAAGACCCAGUACUUUUGUCAUGCAUAUUAUGUUUGAAGAAGGUAAAACAUAAACGGAGCCUCGUUGAACACUUGAGAAGAGUCCAUAAAAAUCAAGUAAUGGAUCAUGAAAUUAAGGAAAUCGUGAAUGACGUAGUCAAAGAAGCAAAGUUCAGAAAAAAUACGAAAACACCGAUUGCAUCGUCUAUAAUCGAAUUACCGGAGUACGUCAAGCUAUUCUGCAAUAGAUGCGGUAAAAUAUACGAUUGCGUCGACUCGAGUUACUAUAGAGAGUGCGGGACCUGCAGCGUAUCCCUGCUUAUUUUUUGUCAACGCUGCGAUACGCGCUGCGUAGUUUCGCCGAGAAUAUCCAUACACUUAAACGGUGACUGUAAGGUCGGUGAGCCGAUCAAGUGUCCUCAUUGUGAUUUCGUCUCUAGCCAACGUCAUCACAUCUAUCAGCAUAUCGAAGAUGCACAUAAAGCAGUCCCACCGACAAAAGAGCCCAUGCUCUGCAACAAAGGCUGCGGUCGCAAAUUCGACCGCGAUUUGGCUUUGCGUAGGCACGAGAAGCACUGCGGCACCAAACCUAAUCUACGCUGCAAGUUCUGCAAGUACAAGACCAGACACAGGUCUGCCAUUAAGAUGCACAUGCAACAGCACGUCUUGAGAAACGAUACUAAGUUGUUUGAACGCAGUUUUUCAGAUAGCGACACUUCUGAUUCUAACAGGAUACCUGCUUUGGAGGUUGAUGAAAACAGUGUGCGAAACCUGAUGAAGGCGUAUUGCUCGACAUGCAAAGUAGCAGUGCCGAUGCCACCGAGGUAUGUCCACGACUGCAUAACGUGUAGAACACGUCUGACGUACAACUGCAACAGGUGUUACCUGGUGCCAUCCAGGAGCCACGACUAUCGGCACGUACGCGUCCAUGUGAUUCGCUGUCACGCGGAAAAGGUAUAUAAAUGCUCCUCGUGCAAUCGUCGCUUCGCCUACUACUACGACUACAAUUAUCACAAGUCGAACUGCGACAAGAACAUGAGCUUCCGGUGUAAUCUUUGCCCGUACAAAAGCAAUAUGCUGAAGGGACUUCAAGGACAUAUGAGACGCAUUCAUCCAAAUGGUCUGGUGGAAAUCCAUCAUUGCAGUCAGUGCUCCAAAAAUUUUAGUACUAAGGACACCUUGCAGAGACACCUGCGCUUGUACUGCGGUGUCGAACCCAACUUCUCAUGUGCUCAUUGCGAGUUCCGUACUAAGUCCAAGUUUAGUCUGAUCAGGCACAUUCAGAAUAAACAUAGCGAAAUCUUCGAGCACUGUCGGUUUCAGUGCGUCCACUGUCAAAAAGUGUAUAGUAAUUUGUAUGCCCAUGAUACGCACGUCACAAUAUGUCCUGAGAAACCGCAUUAAACUUCAAUGUUUCAAAGUGGCUCAUUUGGUUUUUCUAAAAUCAUAAUUGUAUUUGUUUUAACAGUAAUUCCGUAGCGCCAAAGUUUCUGAUUCCUCCCGACGAGCUACUCGCAAUCUGAUGAAUUUGGUUUUCAUUGUGACCAGUCUUGGACUUGUAUCUUCGUUUUUGUAAAAUCUCACCAAUUUAUUUAAAUUUUAUAGCAUGGAAUUUAUUUAGAUGUUUUAUGAAAUACGAAUUAGUACAAAAAUUACUGUUAUUUAUUGAACUAUCAUUACAAUACCAUAGCCUUAUAUAAUAAAAAGUAAGAUUAUCUUAUUUUUAAAGUAAAUUUCUACAGAUUAUUUAAUUAAUAAGAAUGCCUAUACAUGAAAAUUUGCUUGAAAAUUAUUACAUAUACGGAUGUUCCGAAAAUCCGAUCUAGAAAUAAACAAAAUUUUAUAAAAUCA
Nasonia vitripennis (jewel wasp) is the source of this 5901-nucleotide messenger RNA. Its product is annotated as MATH and LRR domain-containing protein PFE0570w. Bases 754 to 5454 code for a protein of 1566 amino acids. The record is from RefSeq and is a predicted model, not a curated record. Gene Ontology annotation, biological process: regulation of transcription by RNA polymerase II. The transcript has 19 exons. Gene Ontology annotation, molecular function: DNA-binding transcription factor activity; RNA polymerase II cis-regulatory region sequence-specific DNA binding. NCBI's taxonomy places the organism in Eukaryota, Metazoa, Arthropoda, Insecta, Hymenoptera, Pteromalidae.